Histoplasma mississippiense is the source of this 2739-nucleotide messenger RNA. RefSeq lists its product with no specific name. The record is from RefSeq and is a predicted model, not a curated record. Gene Ontology annotation, molecular function: protein tyrosine phosphatase activity. NCBI's taxonomy places the organism in Eukaryota, Fungi, Ascomycota, Eurotiomycetes, Onygenales, Ajellomycetaceae. Gene Ontology annotation, biological process: protein dephosphorylation. Bases 1 to 2739 code for a protein of 912 amino acids. The transcript has 2 exons.
AUGUCGGCGACCACCGCGUCUUUGCCAUCUCCUCAAGCUUGGAGUCCCAACGUCGCUACUAACGCAGUGUCUACUACCCCGUUGGGAAUGCCGCCACGGACACCCGCGUCAGUCGGCCAGAUGGCGGCUCCCAUCCUGGGCUCUGGAGGAGCCCUCUCACCGCGAGUCCUGCGCGAUUCGUGCAAUGGCUACUUCGGCGUCGUCGAUUUCAAUUCCAACAACCCGCCCAACUCGACAGCGGGAAAACAUACGCGCAAAACCUGGAAUUUAACGUCGGGCUCGCCAGGUGCUGGGAAACAAGGGAAUCGUCAGUCCUCUGAAUACAACUUCGAAUCGGCUGGGUUUGUUGCUGGCCAUAGAAUCACGUCCAGUUUUGAGAAACAAACGCAGGCCCUUCGAGAUAGAGAUCGCAGGGCUGAGGAGAGGCGUGAGAUGCAAACGCCCCCUUCACCACAUGCCAUCGACGCCCCGUUCGCUACUUCGCGAUAUGAUGACAAGACUAGCUACAUGAGCAUCGAUCCACACUCGAAUCGCUCAGCAGGAGAAGCCAAGUCGUCGUCUACUCUCCCGAAAUCUGUGAUUCCGUUAUCAUCAUCAUUCUCUUCCUCCUCUUCCUCCUCCUCCUCCUCUUCUACUUCUUCCUUCUCUUUAUCAUCAUCAGUACCGAGCCCCGCUUUAACCAUGUCACAAUUAAGGAUUCCCCUUGGUUCUGAGAGUGGUAAUGGCCGUCCCUCACGAAUCACACUUCCUCCUCAACUCCCCCGCCAUUCUUUGGCAUGCAACAAGGUUCGCACGCUUCAGCGUUCUGAGACAUCCCCAGCGUGUGUCGAUCAGGGCAAUGUCCAACUCGUUACACCCCGCGUUUUAGCAGCAAUAUUAAAGUCAUCACCAGAAAACGCCACCCUACUUCUAGAUGUCCGACCCUAUCCACAGUUCGCCCAAGCAAAGAUAAAAGGAGCAUUGAAUUUAUGUAUUCCAACAACUCUAUUAAAGCGGCCGUCUUUCAACCUACAAAAAUUAGAGGAUACAUUCACUGGAGAUGAAGACAAGAAAAAAUUUGCGCGGUGGCAGCAGUGUACACAGAUUAUCGUCUACGAUUCUUCUACGACCCACCUGAAGGAUGCGUCUCCCUUGAUCAACGUGUUGAAGAAGUUCACCAAUGAAGGGUGGAAAGGUGAGACGUCGAUAAUGCGCGGUGGAUUUGCGCAGUUUUCCACCGAGUAUCCAGACCUCAUUGAAUCCAAUCAGCGCAAUGAAGCUGCCAGUUUCGCCGACCAACCACGGUCAAUUAGCCUUGUCCUGCCAAACAAGCAAGGCAUAGCUGGCGGUUGCAGCAUCCCGGAUUCCAAUACAGCCACCCAUCCAUUUUUCUCGAAUAUCCGCCAAAAUAUGGACUUGAUAGACGGCGUCGGUCAAAUUCCUAUCAAACUACCACAGUCAAUGUGUGGGAAAACCCUACAAAUGCUACCACGUUGGCUCACGCGGGCCGUUGAUGCUGAAGACAAGGGCAAGCUGGUGUCGUAUCAGUUUUUGCAGAUUGAGCGGGCGGAGCAAAAACGCAUGCAGGAAGCCUUGACAUGUCGCGUCUCAUACGGUUCGCCUGGGUCGAAAGCUCCUAAAAAGAGUUUCUGUUUAGCGGGACUGGAGAAGGGGUCGAAGAAUCGAUAUAACAAUAUAUAUCCAUUCGACUAUUCGAGGGUUCGGUUGCAAGGCGUACCCAGUGGUGGCUGCGACUACGUAAACGCGAGCUUCAUCGAGUCCUCCCGCUCGAACAAAAGAUAUAUCGCUACCCAAGCACCAAUACCUGCUACGUUCAAUGACUUCUGGCGUGUCGUCUGGGAACAGGACAUCCGAGUAAUCGUCAUGCUAACCGCAGAAUCAGAGGGCCCUCAGCUGAAGUGCCACCCAUACUGGAAAGCGGCCGACUACGGACCCCUCAAAGUGAGUGUAUUUGCAGAACACCAGAUCUCGCUGAAUUCGUUCCCUUCCCCCCAGAGUCAGCAACAACGACGAACCCACGGACAACGCCGAGCCACCAGUCCAUUUACACAAUUUGAAAAGCCGCACGCAACCGAGGGUUCCCACUACUUCGGCGUCGUCGCCAACGAUAACCGGCCGCACGCCAUUGUCCGCCACCUUACCUUGACCCACACCGCCUACCCCUUCCAGCCCAUCCGCGAGAUCACGCAACUACAAUACUCCCACUGGCCCGACUUCGGUGCGCCCGCCGAACCCGCACACCUCGUCCGACUGGUCGAGGAGGCGAAUCGGAUUGCGCAUGCCUCUAACGCGAGCGCCAUCGGAGCUGGCACUAGUAGCAGUAAUAGGCCGGCGACGACGACGAUGGAACCGGAGCCCGAAGGCCAAAGGCGGGUACUAGUCCAUUGCAGCGCCGGCUGCGGGCGGACGGGGACCUACUGCACCGUCGAUAGUGUUGUAGAUAUGCUGAAGCGGCGGCGGGCAGCGUUGGCGGAUCGAAAGCAACCGGCGGCAGGGGGUCCGAGUGGGGAUGGUGGCGACGAUGCAAGCGAACAGGAAGACUGGCUGCUUCGAGACGAUGUUGACCUGAUCGCGGCAACGGUGGAGGAAUUCAGAACACAGCGCAUCAGCAUGGUGCAGAGUCUUAGGCAGCUUGUUCUGUGCUACGAGAGCGUGCUAGAGUGGAUUACGCAGCAUGCGGGGGAGCUGGGGAUGGGGGAUGAGGCUGCGGAUGAAGUGAAGAUGAAGAAAGGGGUUUGA